GUGCUGGUGCAGCAGCGUUUCUUCGCAGGCCCUUCCUCGGCCUCUCUUGCUCACGCCGCGCAGGAGACAGCAGCUCUCCGCCUCGCCAUGGCCGGCAGCUUCAGCCAGGCUCUUGCUCUUCUCGCGUUGCUCCUGCUGGGAUGCCAAGAGGCGCGGCUUGAGCAGGAGCUGCGUUUCAAGCCUGUGCCCCGGCAGAAGCCCGUCAGGCUCUUCACCGACACCGAGCUGGCCAGGUACAACGGGCAGGAGGAGGGUCAGCCUAUCUACAUAGCCAUUAAAGGAGUGGUGUUUGAUGUUACUUCUGGAAAAGAGUUUUAUGGAAAAGGAGCCUCAUACAAUGCACUAGUUGGGAAGGAUUCAACUCAGGGAAUUGCAAAGAUGUCCCUUGAUCCUGCGGAUCUCACUCAUGAUACAACUGGACUCACUGCAGAAGAGCUGCAAUCUCUGGAUGAAACCUUCAAUAAUGUCUACAAAGCCAAGUAUCCCAUUGUUGGCUACACUGCCCAAAGAAUUCUCAAUGAGGAUGGCAGCCCCAAUUCAAAUUUCAAACCCGAAGAUCAGCCACAUUUCAAUAUUAAGGAUGAGUUUUGACCAAUGAAUGAAUUCCAGUAAUCCAUGGAUGCUCACCUUGUUUUACGUCACAAUAAGGACAGAAAACUGACUUUGUUAUCAAAAAUAGGAACGUGACUUUGAAUGAAUAGCAUGGCGUGCCCACAUUUCUGAAGUCUUUCUGGAUAAAGCUAUGUACAACAUUA
Heteronotia binoei (common prickly gecko) is the source of this 755-nucleotide messenger RNA. RefSeq names its product neudesin neurotrophic factor (gene NENF). The coding region runs from base 88 to 591 and encodes 167 amino acids. NCBI's taxonomy places the organism in Eukaryota, Metazoa, Chordata, Lepidosauria, Squamata, Gekkonidae. The record is from RefSeq and is a predicted model, not a curated record. Gene Ontology annotation, cellular component: membrane; endomembrane system. The transcript is spliced from 4 exons.